Messenger RNA from Pogona vitticeps (central bearded dragon), 2106 nucleotides. It is a transcript of the gene SIRT7, whose product is annotated as sirtuin 7. Gene Ontology annotation, cellular component: chromatin; nucleus. Gene Ontology annotation, molecular function: NAD+ binding; histone H3K18 deacetylase activity, NAD-dependent. Lineage: Eukaryota; Metazoa; Chordata; Lepidosauria; Squamata; Agamidae. The record is from RefSeq and is a predicted model, not a curated record.
CACGAGUCGUUCAGGAAGUUCAAACGCAUCCUCUGCUCCCGUAAACAGCCUUUCCGUAGAUGCGGGCUUAUCUAUAAACAAAUUCGGUUUGAUAGGAGCGCACCACAUCUCUUCAUCGCGGCGCCAACGUGAAUUCACUUCAGUGCAACGCAGUUCCAACUGAAACGCUCCAGAGCAGGGGGUUCCCAACCUAGGUUCUUGGGACUGCAAUUCCCAGAAGCCUUCACCAGUCGUUGUGCUGGCCGGGCUUUCUGGGCGUUGCAGUCCAAGAACACCAGGGCCACCCAAGGUUAGGAACUAUUGCCCCAGAGCAUAAUAAAUGAGUAGGGGAUGCGAAGAGAAAUCGUGCGUCUUGUAUUUCAGCGGUCUUCCGCCGCUUUCUCCAGCAGGCGACGAACAAGCCGCCGUUCCUAGCAGGUCUCUACCAGUCAUGCACAGAGUAGGCGUUCUUGUCUUCCUAUUUCUCUUGUAAAAGCCCGCCAUCCAAUCGGAAGCCAGAAUGAAAAAUCCGUUCUAUUUCUACCGGAAGUUGAGUGUCUAAGGGGCAGGAAGUGAGCCCACUCUUUUCUCCUCAAUCGCUGCUCUGGGAGGCCGGAAGCGGAAGUAGCACCGGUAAGGCCGGUUGGUACCCGGAAGUUAGCCGGGUGAUGGCGGCUGGUCGGAGUUUGAGCCGCUCGGAACGGAAGGCGGCGGCUCGUGCCGAGUUCCUCCUGCAGGAAGAACAGCGAGAGCGACGCAGGCAGGUGUCGCGCAUCCUGCACAAGCCGGCGGCGGAGCGGAGCUCUGAGGAGGCUGCGCUUCUCUCUGGAUGCCAAGAAAUCGUGCGGGAUCUGGAGCGGCUUCACAAGAAACGCGAGAGACUGAGGCGCCGGUUAGAGGAGAUUUGUGAUGAACCUGAAGAAUUGAGAAGAAAAGUGAGCAAGCUCUCAGCAGUUGUGCGGGGAGCUAAGCAUCUUAUCAUAUAUACAGGAGCCGGCAUCAGUACAGCAGCUUCAAUUCCUGACUACAGAGGCCCAAAUGGGGUGUGGACAAUGCUGCAGAAAGGAAGGAAUAUCAGGGCUACAGAUUUGAGUGAAGCAGAACCAACACUUACGCACAUGUCCAUUGCAAGUUUGCACAAGCACAAACUGGUUCAGCACGUGGUGUCGCAAAAUUGUGAUGGACUCCACUUGCGCAGCGGGCUGCCUCGGGAAGCCCUAUCUGAGCUUCAUGGAAACAUGUAUAUAGAGGUUUGCACAUCUUGUACACCCAAUCGUGAAUAUGUGCGAGUUUUUGAUGUGACAGAGCGCACUGCCCUGCAUAGGCACCAUACUGGCAGAAUGUGUCACAAAUGUGGAGCACAACUAAGAGAUACAAUUGUACACUUUGGAGAAAAGGGCAUGUUGCAGCAGCCCUUGAAUUGGGAGGCGGCAAUAGAAUCCGCAAGCAAAGCAGACGUGAUACUUUGCUUGGGGUCAAGUUUGAAGGUUUUGAAAAAGUAUCCACACUUGUGGUGCAUGAGCAAGCCGCCCAGACGUCGACCUAAACUCUACAUUGUAAAUCUCCAGUGGACACCAAAGGAUGAUCUAGCAGCCUUGAAACUGCAUGGGAAAUGUGAUGAUGUGAUGAAGCUGUUGAUGGAUGAGCUAGGACUUCCCAUCUCUCCCUAUGACAGAACAAAGGACCCCAUCUUCUCUUUGGCUGUUCCUCUGCGACCUGGAGAAGAAGGCAGCCAUACCCGCAAACCUGUGACUCCGCCAGCAGGUCUUCAUGAAGUCCAACUGGGAGAACAACAGCAGGGGCCUACAAGUCCUCUAUCUGGUGGUUGGUUUGGCAGAGGCUGUGCAAAAGGCACAAAAAGGAAAAAACCGUCUUGAUUAUAGACAUAUUAUUUUUCUAACCUUGGGGACCAAUUGUAGUUGCUAAAAUCAAGACACUGGAUUUCACCAGGAUUGCUGGACUAACUGGAAAAAAUACUGCUGCUAUUUUCAUAUUUUUUGCUAUAACUAGUUUAUGAACACAUAGAAACCAAAGCUGAACUUGGUUUCUGCUGUCUGAUUGGAGGUUGGCGUUUGAUACUCAGGGCUGCCAAUUAUUAAAUAUUAUUAAAAAUUAUAAAAUAAUAAA